Messenger RNA from Meloidogyne enterolobii, 152 nucleotides. The record is from the annotation of a GenBank genome assembly. NCBI's taxonomy places the organism in Eukaryota, Metazoa, Nematoda, Chromadorea, Rhabditida, Meloidogynidae.
AAAUGAAUGCUGAAAAAGGAUUUAUUGAAGAUAUGGAAUCAGUAUUUGACAAUGCUGAGGAGGCAUUACGAAGAAUUUCUGGCCAGUGUCGAUUACAGAGAACGUGCCAUUCAGAUAUAUUUUGUUCCAGACUGCCAGCUCAUUGGCGGUAA